UCUUACAAGCCGGAACUAUUCUUCCUUGUUCUGAAUGUCGGAACCUUCUCUUCGAGGACAAGGGAGGCAGCAAAAAGCGUUGCGCUGCAUAGAAAUGGGCGAAGAUGAGCUUCAAAGGGCUUGCCGGUCUCGUGCUGAGAGGUAGGAAAGGUUUUCUCCAGCUGCCUUUAGGUUCAUCUCGGCUGCAACCAUUGUAUCUUCUGUGGUGUCAGAAGUCAACAUCUGUUGCACGGCAGGACUCAGCUGAUUCUCCAUCUGCUCCUGAGAACUUUAGGGAACCAGAACCAUCAAUAGAUGAUUUGUUUUCCUCUGAACAGAAAUCUGCUGUUCUACAGCAACUCAAUUUUGCAACUGCGGAAGAACUUUCUGUUGUGAAACUCUUGCGAGGGAGAAAGUCCAUUAAUAUAAUAGAGUACAGAAAUAAGCAUGGGCCAUUUCAGGAUUUACAGAGUUUACUGCAAGUGCCUCUCUUUCAAUAUAAAACAGUUGUUAAAGUAUGUGACUUUAUUCUUAACCCCCUUGCAAAAGAAAAGAAAGAGAGAAAAGCUUCAUCCAUAAUGAAAUAUAUCAAGCCAGAAAUAGAAAUCAAGAGAUUGAAGAGCGCCAGUAGUAUUGUAUCUGUUGUUUUCAGCACAUGCAAAAUUGCAUGGGCUCAUGUUAACAGAGACUUAACUGUUCAUGACUGGCAGCAGCAAGAGUGCGCAGUGUUUAUGAAAGGAACCUAUGUGCCAUCAGUUUAUCUGGAAGAGAUUUCUUCUGUAGUAUCCAGACUUCCUGAAGCAGAUUUUUAUGUUUUGGAAAAAAAUGGACUUUCUAUUUUGAAUGCAAAUCUGUUUUCAGUGACGUUGCAUCUUCGUACAGUGGAAGCUAUGCUGUAUGCCUUGUUACAUAAAACACUUGCACAAGAGGGCCAGCAUAAAGUGCUAAGCAUGGCCCGAAUUUUUGUAGGAAAACACUUUGGGUUGAUGGUGGGAGAAUCACGGACUAGUGGCAUAGAUCUUGUAAAACAGCUUCUCUUAGAAUCUGUUACAGUAGCUCAGCCUCGUGUGAAUUUUCCAAGAGACAGAGUGCUAAGUUACCAAAACCUGUUGUCUACAAACAAGCCAAGGCGAGAUGAGGAACUCUGUGAUUCAUUGCUGCAAGCAGUAGCUUUUUAUGAGAUUUUAACACAGAACAACAAUACUUAAAUCUUUCUAGAUUUCCUUGAGCAACUGCUCUUGUUUGGUUUAUGGCAUCUACAGUAAGUUGUACUUGAUAACAUUUAAUUUUUAUACUUGAGUCUACACUACCAGUAUCCCAUCAGGCAUACAUCUUCAGUAGUAGUGUAGCCAUUUCCAGUAACUUUUAAUGGCAAACCAAGGAAAACAAUGCAAUAUGGUGUGACAAUAUAAAAGACAAUAUGAAUACAGCUUUUUGUGGCUCUACAUAAUAUGAGGAAUAAAAGGAAUAAUAAAACACAAUGAUCUGAGAUAAUACAAAGAUUAAAACAAUACAAUAAGAACUUAACAAUCGGGAAGCAUAAUUAAAUGAUUUAUGGAUCUGCUUUCUCCCAUUCACUCUUCCCCUUCCUAUCUAUUCCUCUUUUUCUUUCUCCCACAAGACAUAUGCCAAGAACUCUGCCACUUGCUCAGUGAUUUCAAAUAAUUUGUUUGCUAGCAAAAAUUCAAUACCUCUAUUAGGCUCAACCUUAAAAAGUUGGAAGAGGACUGAUCAAAUGUAUACACAUCUGAGUGAAAAACAGGCAGUGUAAGAGGAUAUGUUGUACUGAAUCCAGUUCUCUAUAACAAUACCUGCAGAGCCUUGUCUCAUACGGAAUACCCUUAUAUCUGCCUGUAACCACAGCUGAGGGAAAUAUAUUUAGCUAGCAUAAGAGCUCUGCGUUGCAAAGGGAUUACUAAGUUGGAAAAGUACUGAGCUGUGGACUUUUGUGGGAAAUAAAGACCCCAAAAGGGGGGGGUACAAGUCCUUCCUUCUCCAUUGUUUAUUAGUUGCAGGUCAGUAUCCCAUAUUCUCCUUCGGAUUGUUCAAAAUACAUAGGCUUUGUUAGAGUUGGCCAAGGAGUCUAUAUCAAUACCUAGAGAUCUGAUUUUCCUAGUAUUGAUUGGGACCAUUUAGAAACAAAUGGGUCCGCAAGUAAAGAAGUGAUGAGACUAUUUGGAGGGGAUCGAAAAUAAAGGUGUAGCUGAUAUUUGAUGGCAGGAAUCCAAGCGCUGGCUUCUAUAGUUUGAAGUCCCAACUCAGUGCACAGUAGUGUAGCCAUGAUCAUAAUAGAAAAGAAAGCUAUUAUAAAAGUUUACAAAUAUAAAAAUCUAGUCACACUGUACGGCUAUACAGCUAUGAAAAAUGAAAGCAAGGUUUGCCAUUGCAGGUAGUAUAACAGUUGUAUGUACCGGUACAUUUAUUUAGAAGUGGUAUGUUUGAGCUCACAAAGUUUUUAAAAAAUCUCAUAUUUAAGAUAGUUACAUUGCUACUGAAUUAUGUAAAAUGUAUAGGAGUAUUGGGUAAUCUAAUUGCACUUGCUUGAAUUUAAGAAUAUAUCUUGGUUUACAUUAA
Heteronotia binoei (common prickly gecko) is the source of this 2553-nucleotide messenger RNA. RefSeq names its product transcription elongation factor, mitochondrial (gene TEFM). Gene Ontology annotation, cellular component: mitochondrial nucleoid. NCBI's taxonomy places the organism in Eukaryota, Metazoa, Chordata, Lepidosauria, Squamata, Gekkonidae. Gene Ontology annotation, biological process: mitochondrial transcription; transcription elongation by mitochondrial RNA polymerase. The transcript is spliced from 4 exons. The record is from RefSeq and is a predicted model, not a curated record. Bases 105 to 1187 code for a protein of 360 amino acids. Gene Ontology annotation, molecular function: nucleic acid binding; DNA polymerase processivity factor activity.